Messenger RNA from Helianthus annuus (common sunflower), 2107 nucleotides. Its product is annotated as PKS-NRPS hybrid synthetase CHGG_01239-like. The transcript is spliced from 4 exons. The coding region runs from base 314 to 2107 and encodes 597 amino acids. Gene Ontology annotation, molecular function: DNA-binding transcription factor activity, RNA polymerase II-specific. The record is from RefSeq and is a predicted model, not a curated record. Lineage: Eukaryota; Viridiplantae; Streptophyta; Magnoliopsida; Asterales; Asteraceae.
GACAAAUAAAAAACACAAACUGGUCAUACAUCCAAAUAAUUUCCAUAUUUUUUAUUUUAUUUACUAUCUCAUGGUGAUAUAAUAAUGAACACAAAAAGCUCAUAUGAGCCGUGCUAUUAUUGCUGCAAGUUCUAUGUGGUGAUAUUAAAUAGUUGAUAUUUCCUCCAAAAUAUCACCAGUUUCCUCCAAAAUUGGGAACUUCAGUGCAUUCGCUUCAUAUACUUGAGAAAGCUAUUCAAAGAGCUGCAUAAAUUUACUUGUUCAAAGAGUGAUCUAUUUAUGUUUCAUCAUAGCAUUCAGAAAAGUUAAAGAGAUGUCUGGAUUUUCAACAGAUCAGGUGUUCAAGUCUCGUGAAGAGUUGAUGGAAUGGGUUAGAAACACCGGACGUAGUCUUGGUUACGCUAUUGUGACUAAAAGAUCGAAAGCUAAAAAUGGCUACGUGUCUAAAGUUGUACUUAUGUGUGAUCGUGGUGGUGUGUAUAAAUCAGAUAAAGAUUCAAGUAGAGAGACCGGCACUAGAAAGAUAAAUUGCCCGUUUGAAAUGGUAGCGAAAUUUUCAAAAAAGAAUGGUUCUUGGACGUUAAAAGUAAAACCUGGUGAGCAUAAUCAUCCACCCGGAGAAUAUAUGGAGGGACACCCAAUCCUCAAACGAUUGACACCUAAUGAACACCAAUUGGUGGCAGAGUUGACGGGGAAGGGUGUGUUCCCAAAAGAUAUUUUAGGUGUUAUCAAGGAGCGUGAUGAAAAUAAUGUCUCUACAAUUAAAAACAUAUAUAACGCACGUGAUAAAAUUCGAGCAACGGAUCAUAAAGGGAAAUCUUUGAUGGAGGUGCUAAUGUCUCAUUUAAAUGAUAAAGGGUUUUUUGAAAUUUCUACCAAUAGAGUUUCAAACAUGUUGGAAGACUUAUUCUUUGUUCCUAAAAUCUCAUACAAGUACUUCCUUGAUUUUCCACAUGUGUUGCUUAUGGAUGUCACAUACAAUACGAACAAGUAUAAAUUGCCUUUUCUUGAAAUUGUUGGUGUAACUUCUACCAACAAGACAAUCUCCAUAGCUUUUGCAGUUAUGCGUAAAGAAACAGAGGAGAAAUAUCUUUGGGCAUUAAACUGUUUAAAAUCAACUCUAGAUGAGAGGAGCAUGCAACAACCACGUGUUAUAGUUACGGACAGGGAGUUAGCUCUGAUGAAUGCAUGCGAGAAAGUUUUUCCGAAUGCUACCCGAUUACUUUGUAGGUGGCACGUUUCUCAAAGUAUAUUUAGAAACUGCAAAUCAUUUUUCACCACGGAUCAUGAUUGGAAAAUCUUCAAUAUAAUGUGGAAUGCACUCGUUAUCAUCAUUAUUAUCUUUGCAGAUGUUUUGGAUUACUUGAAUAGUACUUGGUUAAACAAGUAUAAAGAAAUGUUUGUGUCCGUAUGGACUAACGAAUGCUUACAUUUCGAAAAUCUGACAACUAACAGAGCUGAAAGCCAACAUGCCAAGCUAAAAAAAUUCUUGAAUUCAGCAAAUUGUACCUUAGAUAAGAUUGUUCGUCACAUUGAUGAAGUAGUGAACUCGCAAUAUACAAUUGUUAAAGAUAGCUUCGAAAAAAGUAGAACUGUUCUAAUGCAUAAACACAACCUACCAAUGUUGAAGCUAUUACAUGGCUCUGUUUCUCAUGAAGCACUUGAUAUAAUAAUAGCAGAGCGUCAUUUAAAGCGUUCACAUUGUCGUUGUCAAGUUCGUAAGUGUUAUGGAUUACCAUGUGCUUGUGAAAUCUCAAAGUAUAAGAAAGCAGGUCAAUCUAUUCCUUUAGAUUCGGUCAAUGAAUUUUGGAGGAAACUCGAGUUACCAUUAUAUUGUGAGGAUAUUACUUGUGACGUCGAGUUGGAAAGUUUUAAACAAGCCUUCGAUAAGCGAUCCAUGCCUGGAAAGAAAUGUUUACUACAAAAGUUAAAAGCAUUAACCAAUCCAAAAUUGCAAGGAGAGUAUCCAAUUGCCAGCACAAACAACCUAUGGAAAUUAAUGAGAGAAAAUGAUGCAGCUGGCUGGGAGAAUAUAUUUGAAUCACGUCAAAAUAUGUAUAAGUCUUGGAUAGCACAACCUGCUACAUUUGGGGGGAGUAUAGAUUAA